Colletotrichum paranaense is the source of this 1050-nucleotide messenger RNA. RefSeq lists its product as uncharacterized. The coding region runs from base 1 to 1050 and encodes 349 amino acids. NCBI's taxonomy places the organism in Eukaryota, Fungi, Ascomycota, Sordariomycetes, Glomerellales, Glomerellaceae. The record is from RefSeq and is a predicted model, not a curated record. The transcript has a single exon.
AUGGUCCAGACCAUCCGAACAGUACCCAGCUUCGAAGCCGCGAGCGACACGAGCUCCGACGCACCCUCACACACUUCCGCAUUCUCCAGUUCCGUAAACAGCAACGCCAGCGCAAUCAGCAUGGCAUCGAAUCACCAAGAAAGGACGCCAGGCGUCAAGUUAAAACACGACUGGCCUCACGCCAGCAACGACAACACCAUCAAAAUAGACUCAGCGAGGAGGGAAGAGACGCCGCCUGCCGACGAUGAAAACGCCGCUCCCGUACCCGAAGGACAAGGCCCAGGCUGGGACUCGACCAUUGGCAAGGCGGGUCUGGGAAAGACGGGACGGGUCAUCAACAAGCUCGUCAGCGACAACGAAGCCCUAAAGCGUGACAUCCAGAUCGAACGGUUACGAGCCGAGGAGGCUAAGCAGGCCGCCAAGCUGGUAGAGGACAAGAUGGAGCGCAUCAUCAGCGACUACGAGAGCCGCCUCCUCGAAGCGAGCGUCACCAAGACGCUCCUCAGCCGCAAGGAGCGCCAGGUCGAAACCCUCCACGCCAAUGUGGAACUAGAAAAGAAGCGCACGGCGGACGCCAAAGAAAAAGAGCUCCUGUGGCGCGACGAGAUGGAAAAGAUGCGCGCCAGCACGACGAAGCAGGUCGAGGACGCAAACACCCAUGCCGCGCUCAUGGAGGGACGGUACAACGCCAUCAGCUCGCACUGGAAGGACCAGGGCGACGAGGUGCAGCGCGCGCACCUAAAGCUGCGGUCCGAGAUUGCGGGCGUCGUCGAGGAGCGGCGGCGCGACGACGAAAAGAUUGCGGCGCUGCGGGACCUGUGCGACCAGCAGGACGGCAACAUCAAGGAGCUGAGGCGGCAAAAGGAGGAGAUCCAGAAAAAGUUUGACGAGUACAAGGCGCAGCAGGAAUUCUUGCUCAAGGAUAUCAAGGCUGGCGUCGCCGGGCGGGAUGCCGAGCAGGAGAGGUUGCUCGAGGAGACGAGGUCGACGUUAGCGAAGCUAAAGUGGGCGCUCAAUGUGAAAGAAAACGUCAAGGAUCUGCUGCAAUGA